CCACAAUCUACGUUGUCUCUCCGAUAAUGAGUCAGCUGUGUGGACAGCGAUAUGGACGGCGGCCACCCUGCUGCCGACAGCCAGCGGUCACUCUCGGUCGGAGCUCAGCGGUGAGCGGACCUGACGCCGCAAGUGUCGGUGAGGGGUGACCACCACGCAGUCAUCUGAGCCGGCUCCGCGAUGGUCGCGCGGUGGAUCGUCCUGUUGGCGGUGGCGCUGACCUCGGGCUCUGCCGAGCAGGGACCGCGCCAGCAGCUACUGCAGCGGCUGCCCGACUUGUCGUGGUCGCGUCUGUCGGCGCUAGAGCGCCUGGUGGAGACGAGCGGACACCUGUCCACCGAGGAGCUGCUGCGGCGCACCGGUACCCUGGAGCUGUACCAGGCCCUGCCCGAGGCUGACGGACAGCUGGACCGGCUGAACCUGCUGAUCGGCCUGCUGAUCGGACCUUACAUCACCCCGCUGGCCGCCUUCAGAGAGAUUUCUCCGCUCUGCCGCCAGCACAGCUGGCAGUACGUCACCAACAUCCUCGGCAUCAACAACACCUGGGCGCUGAUGAUGUUCGACUCUGUCGGCAAACUGCCCGACGGCAUCUUUGCUGGCAACACAAACCCGGUUGGCAUCUGGGACGAGUGUCUCAACGUGGAGGCAGUCAUUGACGGUAUCCGUGAGGAGGAUCACAUGUUCAAGGGCAAGUACUGUAGACCUGAGUUCGGUUUGCUGACCAACGCGUCCGAAGAUGGUCAAGUCCAGCACUCACUGGCUGAGCUACACAACUGGUCUUCGUAUCCCAGCGGUCUCGGCAUUGAGCCGAUCUUGCCGCCGCUGAUCCACGUAUCGGGUCACACGGUGCUCAGCCAGCUGAUAGUCUCUGUGGGGCUCUGCAUCCCCUCCUCGUGCUCCGCCGACGAGCUCAGACUGGGCCUGGAGAAGAGGAUGCCCGGGGUGGCGGUGACGCUGCCCGACGGCAACUGCCAUGUUCUGGACCAGGAGACCACCUUCACCGGCGGCGACAUCGCCGUCAUGACGAUCCUCUGCGUCGUCGGACUUCUGAUGAUCGUGGGAACGUUCAUCGACGUUGUGAAGGAGAGCGCCGCCGAGGAUGGCGCCACCGUCAGCGUCGUUGUCGACUCCAAGUUCAGGGCGCGAAUGCCGUCGACACUUCAAAAGGUUUUUCUGGCGUUUUCUGUUUGGACCAACGGCAGGAAGCUGCUCGACACAUCCAGCUCAAGUGACACACUUGGCUGUCUACAUGGCAUCCGUUUUCUUUCAAUGACGUGGGUUAUUCUUGGUCACCAAUAUGUCUUUGGCCUUGGUACAGUGCCGUGGGCGAAUGUGUUCUAUAUUUUUGAUGUGUUUAACUCCCUGGCUUUCGCAGCUGUUGAUAAUGCCACUGUGUCUGUUGAUUCCUUCUUCUUCCUCAGUGGGCUUUUGGUAGCUUACAUUUUCAUGAGGAACAUGGAGCGGUCCAAAGGCAAGUUCAACAUCAUCAUGUACUACGUACACCGGUAUAUACGUCUCACUCCUGUUCUUGCAAUGGUUAUAGCCUUCGUCUCUACACUAUACAGACACAUUGGAAACGGUCCGUUCUGGAGCAACAUCGCUGAGAACGGAUCGCCGGAGGUUUGCAGCGAAUACUGGUGGAGGAAUUUGCUCUACGUCAAUAACCUGUUCGAUCCUCAGGAGCUGUGCUUGGGCCAAACGUGGUACCUGGCCAACGACAUGCAGAUGUUCAUCGCCUCGCCAAUCGUACUGCUGCCGCUCUUCUUCUACCCGAUACUGGGCCAGAUCUGGCUGAUGUUCCUCAUCGCGCUCAACGUGUUCGUCACCGGCUACGUGACUGCCUACAACGACCUGGGUCCUCAAGAUAACGGCAACAACGCGACUAAACUGCGCUACUUCAUGCCGUACUGUCGUUACGGCGCCUAUCUUGUGGGCGUUUAUACGGGCUAUUUCUUGCACGUCCGCCGCCGCCGGCCGCUGAAGCUCAGCCUGCCGGCCGUGCUGGCCGGGUGGACCGUCUCUGCGCUCACUGCCUGCUGCAUCGUCUACGGCAUGUACGAGUACACCACGGUCCCGGCUCUCGCAGUACCGUCGCGUUCGGUGGCGAUCAUAUACGGCUCGAUGAACCGGCCCGUGUGGGCUAUGUGCCUGGCCUGGGUCGUCAUCGCCUGCGUCCACGGCUACGGCGGGUUCAUCAACACAUUGCUUUCGUGGAAGUUUUGGAUCCCGCUCAGCCGGGUAACCUACUGCUGUUACCUGGUCUCCAUUGAUACGCAAGUCUUCUUUUACGCCACGCUCAAGUCGGUACUCUACUUUGACCAGACGAAUGCCGUUUACCAGUUUCUGGCGACGCUGUGCAUAGCUGUAGCUGUUGCAACCGUCUUCUCUCUGGCAUUUGAGUCGCCGAUGCUGGCGCUGGAGAAGAUCAUCUUUGCCAACGUUGGCACAGGCGCGCCUAAAAAGAAACCAGUGGAGCCGGAGCCGGUGGCGUCCAAGCCAGAACUGCAGACAGAACUUGCGGAUGGGUCGCCACAAGAGGAGGUGGAAAAUAAUUCCAGCUAGUUCCACGCUGAUUCUUGCCAUGUUAUCGAGUGUUCUAUAAGCAUGGUGAAUUUGUGUUUGUUGAAUUAUUCAUGAAUGGUGAAAUUUAAAAGGUGUUAACAUUAUUUAGGCUUGAUUUUUAAUCAUGGAUCACAAAUUUGAAAGAAGGUUUGUUUGUAAAUAUGUUAUAGGUAUAUCGCUGUCACGAUGCUGUCACGGGUCAUCUCAUACAAAUGAAUAUCGUUAGGAAGGUUAUGAAUAAACAGGCUCUGUCAUAA
Amphibalanus amphitrite is the source of this 2819-nucleotide messenger RNA. RefSeq names its product nose resistant to fluoxetine protein 6-like. The coding region runs from base 181 to 2562 and encodes 793 amino acids. The transcript has a single exon. Lineage: Eukaryota; Metazoa; Arthropoda; Thecostraca; Balanomorpha; Balanidae. Gene Ontology annotation, molecular function: acyltransferase activity, transferring groups other than amino-acyl groups. The record is from RefSeq and is a predicted model, not a curated record.